This is a messenger RNA of Pochonia chlamydosporia 170, 528 nucleotides long. RefSeq names its product 60S ribosomal protein L20. The coding region runs from base 1 to 528 and encodes 175 amino acids. Gene Ontology annotation, biological process: translation. NCBI's taxonomy places the organism in Eukaryota, Fungi, Ascomycota, Sordariomycetes, Hypocreales, Clavicipitaceae. Gene Ontology annotation, molecular function: structural constituent of ribosome. The transcript has 4 exons. Gene Ontology annotation, cellular component: ribosome; cytosolic large ribosomal subunit. The record is from RefSeq and is a predicted model, not a curated record.
AUGGGCCGUCGUCUUCAGGAAUACGAGGUCAUUGGGCGCCAUCUGCCCACCGAGGCCAACCCUACCCCAGACAUGUACCGCAUGACCAUCUUCGCUCCUAACGAGACGGUCGCAAAGUCCCGAUUCUGGUACUUCUUGCGCGGUCUCCGAAAGGUCAAGAAGGCUACUGGCGAGAUUGUCAGCGUCAAGGCCAUCCACGAGAAGCACCCCAUGAAGGUCAAGAACUUUGGCAUCUGGCUGCGCUACGACUCUCGGUCGGGCACUCACAAUAUGUACAAAGAGUACCGUGAGAUGUCCCGUACGGACGCCGUUGAGGCUCUGUACAGCGACAUGGCUGCCCGUCACCGCGCCCGCUUCAGGUCGAUCCACAUUCUCCGUGUUGUUGAGAUCGAGAAGGCCGAGGACGUCAAGCGCCCCUAUAUCAAGCAGCUCCUUCAGAAGGGCCUGAGCUUCCCUCUCCCGCACCGUAUUACCAAGGCUAGCAGCAAGAAGGUGUUCAGCGCGAAGCGACCUUCCACCUUCGCUUAA